Messenger RNA from Caenorhabditis remanei, 1659 nucleotides. RefSeq lists its product as uncharacterized. Bases 1 to 1659 code for a protein of 552 amino acids. The transcript is spliced from 9 exons. NCBI's taxonomy places the organism in Eukaryota, Metazoa, Nematoda, Chromadorea, Rhabditida, Rhabditidae. The record is from RefSeq and is a predicted model, not a curated record.
AUGAAAAGUGUCAAAUGGUAUUUAUUUCAUUAUCAUAUCAUAACUUUCUUCAUCGAGUUAACCCUAAACAAUCUCAUUGCACCAUUGGUUUUUCUUCCAUCUGCUGCAGUAUAUCCCAAUGGACUUCUCAUUGAUUUAGGAUUUCCUUUCAAAUUAGUGAUGUACAUAGCUGAUAUUAGUUUUAUCGCUCUCUCCUUAUCUAUGCUCAUGAUAUUCGAAAACCGUCAAAGCCAAAUUGUGACAAUUCCAUAUAGAAUGACUCGACCCUCAACUAAGCUUAUUUUCUACGCCUGCCAUUAUAUGUUUUUCCCAGUUUUACCUCUUUUCUACUACCUUGAUGAUUUUGAUCAAAGCGCUGCUAAACUAGAAAUUCUAGAAAUUAUUCCUUGCCCAGAACCUCAUUUUUUUCUUGAACGGACUCAAAUUGUAACUGUGAAGAUGGAGUUAUCGUCUACUAUUAGUAGCCUGAUGGUAUUAUACUAUACUAUCAUUAUUCUUUUUUAUGCAAUUCAAAGUGGUUAUUACUUGCUGAAAAGGCCAACUUCUUACACUUCUGACUCAAUGCGACUCAUGCAAAGAAAGUUUUUCUUCAUUCUGUCAAUUCAAAUAGUUGUUCCAAUUUUCUUUUUGUUUAUCCCAAAUGCGAUAUAUUAUGGUGUGUCCACGGCUGACCAAUUUGUCAGUAGUAUGACUGUAAUAUUUGUUAGUCUUCAUGGUAUGAUAUCUAGUAUUUGUCUUAUUGUACUUCACAAACCGUAUCGAGAUUUCACUUGGGAUCAAUCGAUUGGAAGAUUUCAUAUUCUUUCACCGUUCUCUGUUAUUUUGGGAGUUUAUGGAAUUAUUGUGAUAGUGGUUGCCACCCCAAAAUCUAUGGAAAGUGCUAAAUGGUUCAUACUUCAUUUACAUGUAGCAACAUUUUACAUAGAAGUAGUCAUAAAUGUUAUGCUCAUGCCGUUCAUGUUCCUACCAACUGGCGCCAUCUAUUCUUCUGGACUUCUGAUGCAAACCGGAUUUUCUUUUAAGAUUGGACAUAUUAUUGGACAAGAAGCAUUUCCAGAAUACGGGCUCGCAAUCUUAAUGCUCUAUGAAAACCGACACAGUCUCAUCACAACUAUACCGUAUAGAAUAACAAGAAAACGUUCCAAAGUUGCAUUUUAUACGAUUCACUACUUGACGGCAAUGAUUGUACUCGUCAUAUUUUACAUGGAAAUUGUAGACAAUGAGACAGAGAAACUGAAAACUUUACAAGUGAUCUCUUGUCCAGAUGUUCAUUUCUUUGACGAGAAAACUAAAAUUUUGAGUACUAAUGUAUCAAUUGUCUAUAUAUGUGGAGGAUCAGAAGUGCUGUAUUUCUGUGGAAUAACUGGAAUUUUUGCACUUCAAAAAGCGGUUCUUCUUCACAUUAUCCGUACAGUUAACAAUCCCCUUGGUAGUUUUAUUCAUUCCACUGUUGAUAUUUUAUGUGACAAUUUCAAAUGGAAUAAUAGAGCAAUUCCUCAACGCACUAGUAGUUAUCACUUUCUCGUUUCAUGGGAUCAUAUCAAGUACAUCUUUGAUCCUACUUCACAAACCGUAUCGCAACUUCACGUGGAACAGAUCGAUCGGAAGAUGGAUGAGAGAUUCAUCGUCUCAAAGUGUGGAACCAAGUUUCAAACCUAG